AUGAUUACUGACCACCCUUUGAUUGAAUGCAAUGAAAAUGAAAGCGACGGACUGGACCGCCCUCUGCUGGCGGGUCGGUCCCUGGAGGUCUGGCUCCAGAAACAGGAGCUGGAUUCAGACUCUAAACGCGUGUUUAUCCCUCAUAGAGGCAACAGCUGCAUCCUGGCUGAUGAGAUGGGCCUAGGGAAGACCAUCCAGACCAUCUCCUUCCUAAACUACCUGUUCCAUGAGCACCAGCUCUACGGGCCCUUCCUCCUGGUGGUGCCGCUGUCCACUCUGACCUCCUGGCAGAGGGAGAUCCUGCUCUGGGCUCCAAAGAUGAAUGUUGUUGUUUACCUCGGCGACAUCAGCAGCAGGAACAUGAUCCGAACACAUGAGUGGAUGCACGUCCACAACAAGAGGCUGAAAUUCAACAUCCUCCUCACAACAUAUGAAAUUCUUCUAAAAGACAAGUCCUUCUUAGGCGGCGUUAACUGGGCCUUCAUCGGGGUGGAUGAAGCUCACAGGCUGAAGAACGAUGACUCUCUUCUCUACAAAACCAUGAUCGACUUUAAGUCCAGCCACAGGCUGCUGAUCACAGGAACGCCUCUGCAGAACUCGCUCAAAGAGCUCUGGUCCCUGCUGCACUUCAUCAUGCCUGAAAAGUUUCACUCCUGGGAGAUGUUUGAGGAGGAGCAUGGCAAAGGACGAGACUCUGGAUACACCAGCCUCCACAAAGAGCUGGAGCCCUUCUUGCUGCGCCGCGUCAAGAAGGAUGUGGAGAAGUCUCUGCCAGCUAAAGUGGAGCAGAUCCUCCGGGUGGAGAUGAGCGCCAUCCAGAAGCAGUACUACAAGUGGAUUCUGACCAGGAACUACAAGGCUCUGAGCAAAGGCACCAAAGGCAGCACGUCUGGCUUCCUGAACAUCAUGAUGGAGCUGAAGAAGUGCUGCAAUCACUGUUACCUCAUCAAACCUCCCGAUGACAAUGAAGCUCUCAACAAAACUGAAGCGUUACAGCAACUGAUCCGCAGCAGCGGGAAGCUGGUGCUUCUGGACAAACUGCUGGUUCGUCUGAAGGAGCGAGGCCACAGAGUCCUGAUCUUCUCCCAGAUGGUCCGGAUGCUGGACAUUCUGGCUGACUAUCUGAAGAGCAAGAAUUUCUACUUCCAGCGAUUAGACGGCUCCAUCAAAGGAGAGAUGCGGAAGCAAGCUCUGGAUCAUUUUAACGCCGAGGGUUCAGAGGACUUCUGCUUCCUGUUAUCUACACGUGCCGGUGGACUGGGUAUCAAUCUAGCAUCGGCUGAUACGGUGGUGAUCUUUGACUCUGAUUGGAACCCACAGAAUGACCUGCAAGCUCAGGCCAGAGCCCACCGGAUUGGUCAGAAGAGACAGGUAAAUAUCUAUCGCCUGGUGACAAAAAGCUCAGUGGAAGAAGAUAUCAUUGAGAGGGCCAAAAAGAAAAUGGUGUUAGACCACCUGGUCAUUCAAAGGAUGGACACCACCGGAAAAACUGUCCUUCAUACGGGAGCUGCACCCUCAAGCUCUGCACCGUUCAGCAAAGAGGAACUGUCGGCCAUCCUGAAGUUUGGAGCUGAAGAGCUGUUCAAAGAGCCAGAAGGUGAAGAGCAGGAACCUCAGGAGAUGGACAUCGAUGAGAUCCUGAAAAGAGCCGAGACCAGGGAGAACGAUCCGGGACCGUCCACCGUAGGAGAGGAGCUGCUGUCUCAGUUCAAGGUCGCCAACUUCUCCAUGAUGGAUGACGAAGACCUGGAUAUCGACUCUGAGCGAAGUCAGCGGAGCUGGGAUGACAUCAUACCCGAAGAACAGAGGAGGAGGAUGGAGGAGGAGGAGAGACAGAAGGAGCUGGAAGAGAUUUACAUGCUACCACGCAUGAGGAACUGUGCCAAGCAGAUAAGCUUCAACUCUGACAGACGGCAGAGCAGGAACAGGAGAUAUUCAGGCUCGGACAGCGACUCCAACUCAGACCGAAAGAGACCAAAGAAACGCGGGCGACCCCGGACCAUUCCACGGGAAAACAUCAAAGGUUUUACAGACGCAGAGAUCCGCAGGUUUGUGAAGAGUUACAAGAAGUUUGGAGGCCCUCUGGAAAGGCUGGACGCCAUCGCCCGUGAUGCUGAGCUGGUGGAUAAAUCGGAACAUGACCUGAAACGCCUGGCAGAGACUGUCCAUAACGGAUGUCUGAGGACACUACGUGAAAACCCCUGUGGUCCAGAAAAGGCGUCAGCAGGAAGACGAGGAAAAGUUAAAGGUCCGACGUUCCGGAUCUCUGGGGUCCAGGUGAACGCCAAGCUGGUCAUCUCCCAUGAAGAGGAACUGGCUCCUCUUCAUAAGGCCAUCCCCGCCGACCCCGAGGAGAGAAAGAAGUACAUGAUCCCGUGUCACUCCAAGGCGGCGCACUUUGACAUCGACUGGGGGAAGGAGGACGACUCCAGUCUGCUGAUUGGGAUCUAUGAAUACGGUUACGGCAGCUGGGAGAUGAUCAAGAUGGACCCCGACCUCAACCUCACACACAAGCUGUUACCAGAUGAUCCUGACAAGAAGCCGCAGGCCAAGCAGCUCCAAGCCAGAGCCGACUACCUCAUCAAGCUACUGAGCAAGGACCUGGCCAAGAAGGAGGCCCAGAAGCAGGCUGGAGCGGCUAACUCACGCAAGAGGAAACCCAGGAGGAAAAUCAGCAAAGCUCUGAAAUCAGGAAAGGGCGAGGAAGCCAUGAAGAGUCCGUCUUCAGACCUGACGUCAGACAAGAGGUCCGAGGAUGAGAACGAGUUUGAUCUGGAAAAGAAGAUGGCAGGAAAGGCUGCGAGCAAACGCAGUCAGGGAGAGGAGGAGGAGGAGGAGGAGGAGGAGGAGCAUCAGCACGACGCUUCCUCAUCAGAAGAGAAGGAUGACAAAGAGAGGGAGGAGAAGAAGGAGAAGGCUGACGGCUGUGACCUGAAGGACAGGAGAGAAAUGAAGCUUUUUGAUCCCGUUCAGAAACAGGAGGACGACGAAGAGAAGAUCGAAGUAAAGACUGAGGUACGAGAUCGGACCAAGAAGGCGUCCAGCGCUCCCAGCGCUGCGGAGAGCCUGUCUGUGUGCGAGGAGGCCGAGGAGCUGGACCAGAGGACCUUCAGCGUGUGUAAGGAGAGGAUGCGGCCGGUAAAAGCGGCCUUGAAGCAGCUGGACCGACCGGAGAAAGGCCUGUCGGAGCGCGAGCAGCUGGAGCACACCAGGCAGUGCCUGAUAAAGAUUGGAGACCACAUCACCCAAUGUCUGAAGGAGUACUCUCACCCCGACCACAUCAAGCAGUGGAGAAAGAACCUCUGGAUCUUUGUCUCCAAGUUCACAGAGUUUGACGCAAGAAAACUCCACAAACUCUACAAACACGCCAUCAAGAAGAGACACGAGAACGUCCAGGCCGUGGAGCAGAACACUAGAAGCGCUCAAAGCUACAAGCAUGCAGAUGUUGAACGGCUGAAGGACAGCGUCCACCAGGACGACAGCAGCAGAGACAGCUACAGCUCUGAGCGCCAUCCGCCGUCCGGACGCCACCAUCACCACCACCAUGACGGCGGCAGAGAGUCCCACAGGAAGGGCGGCGGAGAAUCCAGGAAGAGAGCCUACUCCUCCUUCAGCAACGGGAAGGACCACCGAGACCACUACAGAGGCGACAGAUACGACGGUAAACACAGGAAGCUGGAAGAGCAGCGGAGCAGCAGGGAACACCGGCCGGACGGGAAGGAAGACUAUCGCUCUGCCUACCACUACCACUCAGACUGGCUGAGCGAUCAGCGAGGCGCCGCCGCCGUUCGCUCUCCUCGAGACGAACGCUCUCCCUGUGACUCUCCCUUCGACUACUCCUCUGACCAUAAGAGCACGCCGGAGCAGAUGUGGAGCAGCAGGAAGACAUAGCAGGAGCUGCUCCGCUCCUCCCAUCAGCCUCAGCUGCCAGGGCCGCCGCCAUGAACUCCGGGUGCGUUGGCGGCGGGCGGGCGGACGGGACCGGCCGAGCCGUGGCGCCGCCUCCGGGUCCCACACUGGAUCUCCCCUUAGUGCUGCUCUGUGUUCAGGCUUACUGUGACGGUCUGGUUAAGCCGGUCUGGACUCAGGCUCUCCUGCAGUACCUCAUAUCCAACCUUUCUGUUUCCCACCAGCAGUUUUGUAAAUUGUUUGAUAAGAUAAAUAGAAAAUGGAACCUGGAUUUUUUUACUUCAAAUAAUGCUUUUGUACAUAUUAUUUUUUUAUGUUGUGUAAAAUAGUGAAUCAGUGGACCGUUUCCUCAGGCUUCUUAUGAUGACUCCACUCUGAACUCAGGCAUCGUUUCCUUUUGUCUCAUGAAUUAAUCUCAGAAUGUAUUUUUAAUGAAAGCUUCAUGUUUUUCACUACUGCAAACCUCUAGUGGUGAAAUAAAGGUGAAUCAGACGUUGUUGUUUAGCCGGAUGGGCUUUUUAAUCGUAGGCAAUAAUGUGGAGGUGUCUAUGCAGCCAGCCACCAACUGAAGGAAGUCACUGUUGAUAAACUACGUUUCUUCUAUAUUUCCAAAGGAAUUUACACUGAAAGUGCAUGGCUUUUUAUGGGCUGUUUUAUAUAGUUGUUAAUAAAUCAUUAAAA
This is a messenger RNA of Cyprinodon variegatus (sheepshead minnow), 4590 nucleotides long. It is a transcript of the gene chd1, whose product is annotated as chromodomain helicase DNA binding protein 1. Gene Ontology annotation, molecular function: ATP binding; ATP-dependent chromatin remodeler activity; histone binding. The record is from RefSeq and is a predicted model, not a curated record. The transcript is spliced from 26 exons. The coding region runs from base 1 to 3891 and encodes 1296 amino acids. Gene Ontology annotation, cellular component: chromatin; nucleus. Gene Ontology annotation, biological process: nucleosome organization; regulation of transcription by RNA polymerase II. Lineage: Eukaryota; Metazoa; Chordata; Actinopteri; Cyprinodontiformes; Cyprinodontidae.